Molecule: messenger RNA, 1856 nt
Organism: Thrips palmi
Lineage: Eukaryota; Metazoa; Arthropoda; Insecta; Thysanoptera; Thripidae
Gene: rasp
Product: protein-cysteine N-palmitoyltransferase HHAT
Exons: 8
Coding region: 277-1746 (489 amino acids)
Biological process (GO): protein palmitoylation
Cellular component (GO): endoplasmic reticulum
Molecular function (GO): palmitoyltransferase activity
Source: RefSeq, a predicted model, not a curated record
CUCUAGCCUAGCAGACGACACCGACACCAAGCCCUGCCACCGGCCGGUCAUUAGUAAAUAAACAUUGUGCGUGCACUUGGUUUUGGAUGGCUCGCAGUGUUCAAAAAACCUCCGAAAUCAAACUUGUCGAAUAUAAAGUGGGACACGAUGAAUUAAACAUGUGAACAAGGAUCUCGGUCUUGCGAUUCAUUCAUGAAACAGUACCAACAGCAGUGCCCUGUGUCUCCAGCCUGACUUUUACAAAUUAGCCUGUAUCAAAACGAAUAAAAGUCUGAAAUGAAUUUCGCUGCGACUGCUUCUUUGCCUGCUAUUGAGGUCGCAGCUUAUAGUGUGAUCUGGAUCGGUGGAGUCUUCUACUCCGCUUAUCAUGUGUAUGCUGUCAGUGAUAUUUUUGGCAGGCAGAUGGGUGUGGAAGAGUUGACACCUGGAUGGAGUUUCGUGGGACGCAAGAAGGACAUUUCUGAUUAUGAGUGGCGUAUGUGGUUGCCAUUUUUAUGGGAACUGGCGCCAUGGUUUCUCCUACAUAUUACAAUUGCAGAAAUUCUGCGAUGGUACAAAAGUAAAGAGCUCCUACGCUUGUGGUAUGUAAUGAUAACAUCCCUUUUCAUGGUUCAUUAUUGUGGCUGGAUCUCCUGGGCCGCUGUGAUCUCUGCACCUAUCAUUCUCUUCAGUAUCUCAAGAAAGAAUCGUCCUCUGCUAUGUUGGACAACAAGUAUUAUUUUGCUACUAUGUCUCAGCACCUUCCACAUCUCUGCUCUGUCUGAAGAACAACAAAUGGCUUUGUAUGUUUGUUUUGCUUGGGUACAGUUACGAUGUAUGAGCUUCUGUCUAGAUUGGAUAAACUCUAAGCCAUGGAGUAAUGCACCUCUCAGUCAAGAUGACCACAGCCCACAAUGGCUACGUUUACUCUCAUACACUUGCUAUCUUCCUCUCAUGUUCCUUGGGCCUUUUGUGCCAUACCUAGAUUUUGAAAAUGGGAUAAAUGCAGAUACUACAUCAUGUCAAAGCCUAAAAAGAAGGAUUCUCAAGCUGGUUUUGAACUCAAGUCGAUUUCUUGGUUGGAUGGCCAUUACUGAAUAUUGUCUUCAUUUCAUUUAUUGCAAUGCUAUCCAACUACAUCACGAAGCACUUCCAUAUCUAGAUGCAUGGACCCUCCAUGGUCUGGCUUACUGUAUCGGGCAAUUUUUUUUGAACAAGUAUGUUGUUAUAUAUGGCCUGAUGGGAACUUUAUCUCAGUUUGACUCUGUAUCUCCUCCACCUGUACCUCGUUGUAUCGCCCAUAUUGCUAAGUAUUCAGAUAUGUGGCGUCAUUUUGAUCGAGGUUUCUACAACUUUUUGAGGAGUUAUAUUUAUGAUCCUCUGGUAGAAGGGUUCCCCAAAAAACAGCAUCAUUUACUUCUUUCAACAAUCUGUUUUGCAUUUGUUUACGUUUGGCAUGGUUUAUCAAUGAAUAUUUUAAUUUGGUCUAUCUGCAAUUUUUUGGGGAUAGUGCUGGAAUCUGUUGCUCAUGAGGUGAUCAAAUCGAAAUCUUAUCAACACUUUGAGAGUAAACUGUCAAUGCAAAAUAUUCGCCGUUGGAGAGCCUUCAUGACAGGUCCACUAUUCAUCAUGUCUGCUCUGACAAUGUUCUUUUUCCUUGGCAGUAUGGAAGUAGGAGUUGUCUUUGUUAGUCAAAUCAUCCAUGGUAAGUCAACUAUUGGACACAGUGUGAACUUUAUCAAAGCAAGAAUAAUAGGGAUCAUUUAACACUUAUAUUUCAGGUUCUCUCACCAGGAAUUUGGUACUCCUCUGUUUUGCAUAUUGUAUGUGCCAAGUGUCUUUAGAAAUAAAGUUAUUCAAAGAGCGAAGAAAAGAUA